CCACUUAUCUGUCUUUCCUACCACAUUUUCUUUCAUCUCUCCAUUCUACUCCUCUUUCACAGAUUAAAUCAAACUCCAUUGUAGAUUUAUAUUGAAAAAUAUAUACAUUUAAUCAUGAGUUUGGCCAAGAGAAUUCCCAUUUUUUUGCUUAGGCUCCUGGCCUUGGGCGCCGCGGUUACUGCAACUGUUAUCAUGGUGACGAGCAAGGAUUCUGCACAAGUCUUCAACAUGAAAUUUGAAGCCAAAUUUACAGAUUCACCAACUUUCAAGUAUUUUGCGUUAAUAAAUGCAAUAGCAAGUGGUUACACCCUUAUAAUGCUCUUUUUCCCUUCGAAGAAUUCGUGUGGGCACUUGAUCUUGGUUUUUGAUUUGAUUAUGGCUUUGUUGCUGGAUUCAAGCAUAUCAGCAUGUUUGGCUAUAGGGCAGGUGGGGAAGAAGGGGAACAGUCAUGCAGGUUGGCUACCAAUUUGUGGGCAAGUUCCAAAGUUCUGUGACCGUGUUACAGGAGCUGUAAUUGCUGGCUUUUUGGCUGCAGUUAUAUAUCUUCUCAUUUUUCUCUACUCCCUUCACAACUUCCUGAAUCUUUUCAGCCUUAAAUCUUAGGCACCUCUUCUCUUACGAACUUGCCUUUUAUUCUGUGGGAACGUUGCCACUUUUACGUAGAAGCACUAGUAAUUUCGUAUGAUUUUCUACCUAUUGUUCUUAAUGGUUAUUAUGGGCAUUUUUGGGAUGAUGUAUUGGAAAUAUAAUUAUAUGAGACUAAAAGAAUGCACACGAAAUAAUUUUAUGUUUUUCUUUUCAAUA
Messenger RNA from Olea europaea var. sylvestris, 804 nucleotides. Its product is annotated as CASP-like protein 1C1. The coding region runs from base 115 to 603 and encodes 162 amino acids. The record is from RefSeq and is a predicted model, not a curated record. The transcript is spliced from 3 exons. NCBI's taxonomy places the organism in Eukaryota, Viridiplantae, Streptophyta, Magnoliopsida, Lamiales, Oleaceae.